This is a messenger RNA of Rana temporaria (common frog), 2536 nucleotides long. RefSeq names its product transient receptor potential cation channel subfamily V member 3-like. The record is from RefSeq and is a predicted model, not a curated record. Gene Ontology annotation, biological process: calcium ion import across plasma membrane. Gene Ontology annotation, cellular component: membrane. NCBI's taxonomy places the organism in Eukaryota, Metazoa, Chordata, Amphibia, Anura, Ranidae. The transcript is spliced from 17 exons. Gene Ontology annotation, molecular function: calcium channel activity; protein binding. The coding region runs from base 252 to 2504 and encodes 750 amino acids.
AGUCGUGCUGCCCCUGUGUGAAUGGGCUCUUAGAGAAGACAAUGUUGACAAACACAUUCAAUGUCGUGUAACAGGUUUGGCGAGUAGUAUAAUAUCCCAGCCCCCAAGUGAGUGUCUUCACCUUCAUGUACAUUCAUGUUGCCUGACCACACAGCCGAUAAAGCUCGCUACAUCUCCACAGCAAGCAAUGGAGGCGGAUUUCUCAAUUUUAUAAAAUAUUAUUUAAUCACAUACUAUUGAAUUUUGGCAAAAUGACUUCAGAAGCCCCCAAAAACCUGGAGCUCAAAGAUGUUUCAUCAUUCGCGUCUAUUUCCCCAGUGUUUACGAAGCCUAUGGAUUCACAUGUUACUGAAGGUGACAAAAAACAUGAAGAGAUGGAUUCGCCUCGUUCACCUGUCGAUGAAUCGGUUCGCUUGCUUCUAGAAGAAAGUAGCAGUGAAAGUGAAUCAUCGAAUGCAAAUCAUGAAAUACAAAAUCAUGAAAGACUUUUAUUGUCUGCUGUUUCUAAAGGAGACAAGGAGUUGUUAACGAGGCUUCUCAAAAGCAUUAAAGACAGGUCCUCCAGCUUUUUAAAGUCUGGUGCCCAAGAUUAUCUUUUGAAAAAACUAACAGCAGAGGACACUGGGAAAACAUGUUUGAUGAAAGCGUUAUUGAAUAUAAACAGCAACACCCCUGAGAUUGUGCGUAUCCUCAUUUCAUUUUCUGAAAAUAAUGGAUUCUGGGACCAAUUUAUUAAUGCUGAAUACACAGAGGAAAAUUACAAAGGUCAGACUGCUUUACACAUCGCUAUUGAAAGAAGACAAUUGGAAAUUGUGAAGUAUCUCAUUGCAAAGGGAGCAAAAAUAAAUGUACGAGCAAGUGGUCUUUUUUUCAACCCAGUGGAUAAAAAUAACGGGUUUUAUUUUGGUGAAACUCCAUUGGCUCUAGCUGCAUGUACCAACCAACCAGAAAUAGUUGAACUGCUCAUGAAAGACAGCCAAACCAAUGUUUCCAUGCAGGACUCUGUCGGAAAUACUGUGCUCCAUGCUCUAGUUACUGCCUCAGAGGGCUCAGAAUCUCACAAUACAUUCAUAAUAAAUAUGUAUGAUAAAAUCAUACGCAAGUGUAAAAACAAGUCUUUAGAAGACAUUAGAAAUAAAAAAGGUCUUUCACCAAUGCAGUUGGCAGCAACGACUGGUAAACUGGAGAUACUUAAAUACAUUCUGAAUAGAGAAAUAAAGGAGAAAGAAAACAGAAUUCUAUCCAAGAGAUUCACAGACUGGGCUUAUGGCCCCGUUUCAUCUCAUCUGUAUGAUCUGCGCGAUGUGGACACAUGCUCAGAAAACUCGGUGCUAGAAAUAGUCGUAUACAAUACAGAUAUUAAUAACCGCCAUGAACUGUUGGCUUUAGAACCCCUCCAAACUCUACUUCAGAUGAAAUGGAAAACGUUUGCAAGAAGCAUGUUCUUAGUAUCAUUUCUUCUUACCUUUGCCUAUAAUUUGGCUUUUACUCUCAUCUACUACCAGCCACAUGGAGACAAGUCUCCAAAAGCUCUGAACAUCUCUGGUACAACAGGAUUUUUUGAACUGUUUGGUCAUGCGUUUAUCUUGAUUUGGGCCACGUACUUAAUCGUUCAAAAGGGUGUUUCAGUCUUCUGGCUGAGGCCCUCAGAUCUGAAAUCGAUUGUGUCUGAUGCCUGGUUCCAUAUUCUUAUUUUCAUACAAGCAGUCCUUGUUAUGGUAUCAAUGUUCUGUUGUAUAUUUGGAGCAGAAGUGUAUCUGGCAUUUACUGUCAUAGCCAUGGUCCUUGGAUGGACAAACCUGAUGUAUUAUACUAGAGGAUUUCAGUCCCUAGGAGUCUACAGUGGAAUGAUUCAGAAGGUCAUCUGGAACGAUGUCUUAAAAUUCUUACUCGUGUUUGUUCUGUUCUUAUGUGGCUUUGGCGUUGCUCUUGCCUCAUUAAUUGAACACUGCCCCGAUGACGCAGAUUGCAUGAGGUAUAACACCUUUAGAAGAUCAAUUAUGGAAUUGUUUAAACUCACCAUAGGAUUAGGAGACCUGGAGAUGCAGCACGAUUCUAAAUACCCAGGCCUGUUUCUGCUGCUUCUUAUCACUUACGUCAUUCUAACAUUUGUGCUUCUUCUAAACAUGCUGAUUGUAUUAAUGGGACAGACUGUUGAUGACAUUUCUAAGGACAGUGAGAAUAUUUGGAGACUUCAGAGAGCUAGAACCAUUCUGGAGUAUGAGAAAUGCUUGCCAACCUGUUUAAGAAAGAAAUUUAAACUUGGAAACAUUUGCAAGAUCUCAGAAAAGGACCGAAGAUUAUGUUUAAGAAUUAAUGAAGUUAAAUGGACGGAGUGGCAUCAUCAGGUUACGUGCUUGAAUGAAGAGCCUAAGUUAAAUGGAACCAGUUGCUCCGAUUUGCGUGACAUCGCUGGACCGGACCAUCCUAAUCAAUCGCCCCAGAUUACCAUUAAGGUGUACAGUGCAGAUGGCCGAACUCAAACUCCUCAAAAAUUAUUUUGAUUAAUGUUUUCAAUUAAACUUUGUAGCCACUU